Messenger RNA from Penicillium chermesinum, 1092 nucleotides. RefSeq names its product uroporphyrinogen decarboxylase HEM12. The coding region runs from base 1 to 1092 and encodes 363 amino acids. Gene Ontology annotation, biological process: heme biosynthetic process. The record is from RefSeq and is a predicted model, not a curated record. NCBI's taxonomy places the organism in Eukaryota, Fungi, Ascomycota, Eurotiomycetes, Eurotiales, Aspergillaceae. The transcript has 4 exons. Gene Ontology annotation, cellular component: cytosol. Gene Ontology annotation, molecular function: uroporphyrinogen decarboxylase activity.
AUGCAGGAAAAAUUCGAGCCACUAAGGAAUGAUCUGUUGUUGAGGGCCGCUCGAGGCGAGAAGGUGGAGCGUCCUCCUAUUUGGGUAAUGCGACAAGCUGGUCGCUACCUUCCCGAGUACCACGAGGCCAAAGGCAACCGUGAUUUUUUCGAAUGCUGCCGCACACCAGAGAUCGCUUCGACCCUUACUCUCCAACCCGUUGAACGCUACGAGGGUCUCAUAGAUGCCGCGAUCAUCUUCUCCGAUAUUCUUGUCAUCCCGCAGGCCAUGGGAAUGGUGGUUGAGAUGGUGGAUAAGAAGGGCCCGCACUUCCCCGAGCCUCUCAAGUCGCCAACAGACGGCCAGUAUGAGAAGGUUAUGGCUAAGAAGGUCGAUGUUAAGGCAGAGUUGGACUACGUUUAUAGCGCCAUCACCCUCACUCGUCUGAAACUUCAGGGUCGUGUGCCCCUGAUUGGCUUCUGUGGUGCCCCGUGGACCCUGCUGUGCUACAUGGUCGAGGGCGGUGGUAGCAAGCUCUUUGUUCAGUCCAAGACCUGGGUCUAUAAGUACCCUAAGGAGGCGCAGGCAUUGCUGCAGAAGAUCGCAGAUAUUUGUGUUGAGUACCUGGCUUUGCAGGUGGCCGCUGGUGCCCAGCUGGUGCAGGUCUUCGACUCUUGGGCAGGUGAGCUAUCUCCAGACUCGUUUGCCUCGUUCUCCCUGCCCUACCUCCGCCAUAUCUCUGCGAACCUCCCCAAGAGACUACAGGAGAUGGGCCUGGAGCCUGUUCCUAUGACUGUUUUCGCUAAGGGUGCUUGGUACGCCCUUGACGACCUGUGCCAGUCGGGUUACAAUGUCGUGGGCUUGGAUUGGCUGCACGACCCUGCUGAGGCUAUGCGCAUCGCGAAUGGCCGUGUCACUAUCCAGGGUAAUGCUGAUCCUGGUAUGCUCUAUGGUGGCCGUUCUGCCAUCACCGAUACGGCGGAGAAAUUGGUCGCCGGAUUCAAGAAGGGCAAGCAAGGUUGGAUUUGUAACCUUGGACACGGUAUCACCCCAUUCGUCAACCCCGACGAUCUCAAGUUCUUCUUCGAGGAAAUCCACCGCCUCACUGUAUAA